This is a messenger RNA of Cladophialophora bantiana CBS 173.52, 672 nucleotides long. RefSeq lists its product as uncharacterized. The transcript is spliced from 2 exons. The record is from RefSeq and is a predicted model, not a curated record. NCBI's taxonomy places the organism in Eukaryota, Fungi, Ascomycota, Eurotiomycetes, Chaetothyriales, Herpotrichiellaceae. Bases 1 to 672 code for a protein of 223 amino acids.
AUGACGGCGAAGACACCGCCCCCUGUCGCCAAAGAUGUCAACCCUAGCGGUGAAGACACCCUCGCUAGCGGUAAAUAUUCAAACUCUGGCAGCGAGACAACUGCAAAAGAACUAAUGAAGAUGUUUCUCGAUGAGGUACGGGACUCACUCCACCAAGCUUGCACGCUUGCAAAAGCACCCGAUCCCAUCUUGCCCAGCAUUGUGGAACACUUGAAUCAAGCGGUUUCGCGCGUGCGAAUGCUGGAAUCGGUCUACUUACGGACGGUCCACGAGUGUCACCAAGAACAGCAAGAAUUGAGGAAUACUUGGGAACACUCAAAGGAAAAGACCAAGCUAGAAGCGAGAUUCGAGGUUGUAGUGACAAAUCAUAAUCUUGAGCUUGACCGCGCAGAACAAUCGGCAAUCGAGACGAAGCGUGUUGUAAGGGACAAUGACGACCUGAAGGCCGCCAAGAAAGAUCUAGAAACGAAACUCGAGGACCAGAAGAACGCCACGAUACGAGCGGGAGAUGCGAGAGACGUCCUUGUAAAGAAAAAUAUGGACCUGGAACGAGAACUUGCGCGUUUGCGAGUGGCUUAUCCCGCUCAGCAGGAAGCCGCAAGACAAGCGCAAUGUGAGAAAGACGCCGCUUUAGAGAAAGUCGUCGAUCUGACAGAGCAACUCGAGGCUUGA